Messenger RNA from Tachysurus vachellii, 2315 nucleotides. Its product is annotated as glutathione hydrolase 1 proenzyme-like. Gene Ontology annotation, molecular function: glutathione gamma-glutamate hydrolase. Gene Ontology annotation, cellular component: plasma membrane. Bases 168 to 2015 code for a protein of 615 amino acids. The record is from RefSeq and is a predicted model, not a curated record. Gene Ontology annotation, biological process: regulation of inflammatory response; peptide modification; glutathione catabolic process. The transcript has 13 exons. NCBI's taxonomy places the organism in Eukaryota, Metazoa, Chordata, Actinopteri, Siluriformes, Bagridae.
UGAACUUGAAGCGGAAACUGACACCGGAUUUGUUUCCGCUUGUUUUGUCUUGUGUAAGUGGCUCAUGCUGAAAAACACCUUCAAGAACUUGUGUCUUGUGUUCACAUGAAAAAUAGACAAAGAAAGUUUCUGCAGAAACUGAAUAUUAGAAGCUGACUGAGGAGGAAAUGCAGGUGCAAGAUGAUGGUGGACGUGAUGGUGAAGAUGAUGGUGGACGUGAUGUAGAACGUCAAUCUCUCAAAAAAAAAACGUCAAACCAGAAUCAACAGGUUCCUCCUGAAGAGAAACUUUGGAAAAAGAUUGUGAUGGCCAUCAUCAUUUUAGUGAUCAUCAUCAUUUUACUGGGGAUCAUCAUUGGGAUUAUUGUAAUCAUUUGUCAUAUAAAGAAAAUUUACAUCCCGAAUCACUGCUACAGCAAAUCCGCCGUCGCAGCCGAAGCAGGGAAAUGUUCUGAGAUCGGCAGGGAUAUGGUAAAGAAUCAUGGUUCUGCAGUUGAUGCUGCCAUCGCAGUGCUGUUGUGUGUGGGACUGUUUAAUGCUCACAGCAUGGGUAUCGGAGGAGGACAUUACAUCAUCAUUUAUAACAGCACAACAGGGAAGGUGGAGACGAUCAGCGCAAAGGAAAUGGCUCCCCUAAAGGCGACAUUUAACAUGUUCGGCAACAACAAACAGCUCGCUCGAAAAGGAGGUCUGGCCAUCGCGGUCCCCGGCGAGCUUCGUGGUUAUGAACUGGCACACCGGCGUCAUGGCCGCCUGCCGUGGAGGGAUCUGUUUGAGCCGAGCAUCCAGCUGGCACGUGGCGGCAUCCGAGUCAGCAAAGCUCUCGCCAAAUCCUUGCGUGAUAACCAGGAGGUCAUUGAGGCUGAUCCUGCGCUGUGUGAAGUAUUUUGUGAUUCCAACAAAACCAUCCUGAGAGAAAACGACACGGUCAGAUUCCCACAGCUAGCAGACACCUACGAGAAAAUCGCUAAGGAAGGAGCUGAUGUUUUUUAUAAUGGCUCAAUGGCUGAAACCAUAGUGAAGGACAUCCAGGCUGCAGGUGGCAUUAUAACACUUGAAGACCUGUCAGGUUACAAACCAGUGUUAAAUGAAAGCCCACUGAAGAUCAAUGUGGGAGAAUACACAAUGCACUUUCCUAAUGCUCCAUCUAGCGGUCCUGUGCUAGCGCUAAUCCUCAACAUUGUGAAAGGUUAUAAUUUCUCACCCAGCAGUGUGUCUACUCUGGAGAAGAAGACGCUCACUUAUCACCGCAUUAUUGAGGCUUUCCGCUUCGCCUACGCUAUGAGGAGCAAACUGGGAGAUCCUCAAUACCUCAACAUCACUGACCUCAUCCUCAACAUGACCUCAGAUUACUUUGCUGAAAACAUCCGCAGUAAGAUUACAGACAACACCACACAUCCUGAGACUUACUACGGACCGGAAUACUUUAACCCUGAGACUUAUGGGACGGCUCAUCUGUCUGUCAUCGCUGAGGACGGGAGCGCCGUGUCUGUGACCAGCAGCAUCAACCUUCAUUUUGGCUCUAAAGUGAUGUCGCGUUCCACUGGAAUCAUCUUUAACGAUAUUAUGGAUGACUUCAGUUCUCCGCACAUCACAAAUGCAUUCGGUGUUCCUCCUUCUCCUAAUAACUUCAUUAAACCAGGUAAAAGGCCGCUCUCGUCCAUGUGUCCGGCCAUCAUCUGUGACAAACACAACAAAGUUAAAAUGGUCAUUGGAGCUUCAGGUGGGACAAAGAUCGCCACGGCAACGGCUCUGGUGAUCCUGAACUCUCUGUUCUUUAACUACGAUCUGAAGAGAGCUGUAGAAGAACCCAGGUUCCACAACCAGCUGAGCCCCAACUACAACGAGGUGGAGCAGGACUUCGAGAAGAGUCUUAUACACGGACUGGAGCAGAGGAAUCAUACCAUAAAGUGGUUACAGGGUUCACCUUCAGUGGUCCAGGUCGUGAUGAGGCAGGACAAUUGGAUCUGUGCUGAAUCAGACCCCCGGAAAGGAGGGCAACCUGCUGGCUACUGAAACCUUUUUAACAACUAUCAGCUUUUAUCAGAAUGAAUAAAAUUCAUUAUACAGUUUUCACACACACACACACACACACAGUCUGUCUCCAUGUACUGCUUUAUUUCAGAUUAUUUGAUAGAGGACUUUUGGGUGCAGAGAUGGAAGGAGCUGCUUUUUUUAUGGAAUGAAUUAGUUCUCACCUCCUCACCUUCCUCAUGAAUGCUGUGGUUUUUAGUUUUUAGUUUCGCCCAAUUUUAAAGUUUUUGUAUUGUCUGUUGGGAAGAAGUGUUUAAGAGAAAUAAAACACAUAAAACCAAA